CCGGGGCGGGGCAGGCGGCGGUCGGCUCCCACUGCCGAGCUCGGACCUUCCGCCUCCGGCGACACUUGCUCUGGGCCAUGGCAGCGGCGUGGGGACGGUGGGCUCGGGCAUGGCUCUGCAGAACGGCCUGGCAGGGCUGCGGCCGAAACUACCGCGCCGCGCUGUGCACCGAGUUGAAGCGGCCCCUGGUCAUUGAGGAGGUGGCCCCUCGCCCUGUCCAGCCGCACGAGGUCAGAGUUGAUGUUCAUUUCUGUGGGAUUAACUUCGCUGAUAUUUUGGCCUGUCAUGGUCAGUAUCAGGAAAGGCAUCAACUUCCCUUCACUCCCGGAAUGGAGUUUUCUGGGAUUGUAUUGGAGACAGGCACAGAUGUCAGCACGGUGAAAGAGGGAGAUCGAGUUAUUGGCCUGCCGAGCUUUAAUGGUAUGGCUGAAGAAUGCAUCAUUGACCACAAGAACCUGUGGCAGAUUCCAGAAAAGGUGUCCCUCCGAGAAGCGGCUGCCCUGCCCGUAUCCUAUGGCACUGCUAUUUUCGCCCUGGAGCGUCGGGCCUGUACCCAGCCUGGAGAAACUGUUCUAGUGACGGCAGCAGCUGGAGCCACAGGCCUCGCCAUGAUAGAUGUGGCAACAAACAUUCUUCAGGCCAAGGUAAUAGCUGCAGCCGGAAGUGAUGAAAAGUGUCAGCUGGCGAUGCAGAGGGGGGCACAGUCCAGCGUGAACUACAGUUGGGGCAGCCUUAAGGAGGCAGUGGGGAAGCUGGUGGGCAGUGGCGGGGUGAACGUGGUCAUUGACAUGGUGGGAGGAGACGUCUUCCUGGAGGCUCUCCGCAGCCUGGCAUUUGAGGGCAGGAUCGUGGUGGUAGGUUUUGCUGGAGGAACCAUUGCUUCUGUACCAGCCAAUCUUCUGCUCCUGAAGAAUGUUACUGUCAUGGGGCUGUACUGGGGCAGAUACCGGCACCAGAACUUUCCCAUCUUCUCCAGAAGCCUGUCCUCAGCACUUCAGUACUGCCAGGAAGGGCGCAUCCAGCCACACAUUGGAGAGGUUUUUAAACUGGAAGAGGUCAGUGAUGCCUUUCUUCAUGUCACACAGCGUAAAUCCACAGGCAAGAUGCUUCUCUCCCUUAAGUAAAUUUUCACUUCAGCAAACUCAGCAUGUCUAAAUCCAAACUCAUCAUCUUUCCAAAAAAAACCUGAUUUCCCUUCCAUGUUUUUUUCCAUAUUACCACAUUCCUUAUUAAUCCAGUUUCAAGAUCUUUUAGAGUCAUCUUUUAUGCUGUUUUCUUAUUCCUAGAUAGUGUGAUCAUGUACUUUAUUGUCUAGACUUGGACACAGUUGAGAUGAAAGGCUGCUAUUAGUGAUUACACCAGGAGAACAGGUGUCCCAAGAUGUAUGAUCACCUAUUCAAAUGCAUCCAUGGCCAAGUUCUGUCAUCUCCACCUCUAAGAAGUCUUACACCUCCACAUCCUCUUUUCCAUUCUGACUAAUCAUGUCAUAUCUGCUAAUUCCAGUGACCUCCUAACUCACUUUCCUACCUUUCAUCUACCCCCUCCCUCUCCAUUCCCGUUAUAUGUUAUUGCCUUGGUGACCGUCCCAAAGGGCAGCUACAAUGGUGUGUUGUCUCAGGACCCUACAGUGGUUCACCAUUGUCGCCAUGGUGGCGUUCGGACUCCUUGAGCUGGCAUUUCACCAUGACCAGGACUUGGCCCCUCUCUGCCUUCCAGCCCACACUGGACGGCAGCACUGGUCUCUCAGCGUAUACUGAGACUGCUUGUCUCCACCUUCCUCUUCUCAAGCUGUUUCCUCGUCUCCCUUAUCUUUGUUACUCAUAAGCCUUCCUGGCCUCCGAGACCCACUUCUGCCACGAGCUUCCCCCUCAGGUGGGUGGCCGUCUCUUCUCUGUCUUUCUGUAGCACCUCCCUCAGUGUGUGUCACACUCUGCCUUGUACCAGCAGGAGUGGCAUGCCUAAAGGAGUGAACCCAGGAUUCUGAACCCAAGAGGUGGGUUUGAAUCUCAGUCUCAGCACAUUGGAGGUGGUUACUUAAGGUCUUCAAGCUUUCAUUUUCUCCUGAAGAGUGGAUGUUAUCGUCUCCCCCUCAUGAAGUUAUUCUGAGCAAUACUUGCAGUGAUUGGGCAAAGCACCUGGCACACAGUAGGUGGUUAGCACUUGCUAGUUACUUUUACUUCUUUCUUUCUUCCUUUCCCAAGGUAGCAUAAGGUCCUAGAGAGCAGGUACCAUGUCUGAUGCACCUUUGUAUCACACACACACCUAGCACAGUGAGUUACCCUUGAACUGAAUUGAAUUUGAGUGAUCUGAAAGUCUUAAGUUGUGGGAUUAAGUUAAGAAUAUGUUACCUUGGGAAGAACCCAAAUGUUCACCAACAGACCAAUGUAUAUACAUACAAUGGAGUACUAUUCAACCUUGAAAAAGAAGGAAAUUCUGACACAUUCAGAACAUGGAUGGACCUUGAGAACACUGUGCAAAUUGAAGUAACCCAGUCCCAAGAGGCCAAAUACCAUUUAAUUCCACUUAUGUGAAGUACCUAGAAAUGUCAGAUUCAUAGAAACAGAAAGUAGAAUUGUGCUUGCCAGGGCCUAGGGGUGGAGGAAAUGGGGAGUUAUUGUUUAAUGUGUCUAAAGUUCCAGUUUGGGAAGAGGAGAAAAUUUUGGAGAUGAACAGUGGUGAUGGUUGCACAACAACGUAAACAUAGUUAAUGCCACUGACCUGUACACUUAAAAAUGGCUAAAAGGGCAAAUUUCAUAUUGUAUGUGUUUUACCAAAAUAAAAAAUAAAAGAAUAUAUUACCCUCUCA
Dama dama (fallow deer) is the source of this 2806-nucleotide messenger RNA. RefSeq names its product quinone oxidoreductase-like protein 2. The transcript is spliced from 10 exons. Bases 78 to 1124 code for a protein of 348 amino acids. Gene Ontology annotation, molecular function: oxidoreductase activity. NCBI's taxonomy places the organism in Eukaryota, Metazoa, Chordata, Mammalia, Artiodactyla, Cervidae. The record is from RefSeq and is a predicted model, not a curated record. Gene Ontology annotation, cellular component: mitochondrion.